CUGAUGGGUACUUGACAUCUUAAGCUUCUGGGCCCAGAAUGAGGAGGAGCUUAGCUCCCAGUCAGUUGGCUGGAAGGAAACCAGAAGGCAGAUCAUCUGAUGAUGAAGACUGGCAGCCUGAGGCAGUGACUCCUAAGAAAAGGAAAUCCAGCAGCGAGACCCAGGUCCAGCAAUGUUUCUUGUCUCCUUUUCAGAAACCUUUGACUCAGCAAAUCAAUCAACCACAGUGUCUGGAUAGCAGUCAGCGUCCUCUGGGCUCUCGGGCAUUGGGCCUGAAAAGGGCUGGAGUCCGCAGGGCUCUUCGACCUCUGGAAGAAGGUGCCCUGGUUCUAUAUGAGCCUCCUCCACUAAGUGUCUAUGACCAGCUGAAGCUUGACAAGGAGAAACUCCCUGUCCAUGUGGUGGUUGAUCCUAUUCUCAGUAAGGUGUUGAGGCCUCAUCAGAGAGAGAGGUUCAUGAAUCAGCAUGGAGCUAGAGUGCCUUCUCCCAUUCUCAUCAUUUCUUAUGAAACUUUUCGCCUUCAUGUUGGAGUCCUUCAAAAAGGAAAUGUUGGACUGGUCAUAUGUGAUGAGGGCCACAAGCUCAAGAAUUCUGAGAAUCAGACAUAUCAGGCCCUGGACAAUUUGAAUACUAGCCGGCAUGUGCUCAUCUCUGGAACCCCCAUCCAGAAUGAUUUGCUUGAAUAUUUUAGUUUGGUGCAUUUUGUUAAUUCAGGCAUCCUGGGGACUACCCAUAAGUUCAAGAAGCAUUUUGAAUUGCCAAUUUUGAAGAGUCGAGAUGCAGCUGCCAGUGAGGCAGACAGGCAGCUAGGGGAGGAACGACUGAGGGAGCUUAUCAGCAUUGUGAAUAGAUGCCUAAUACGGAGGACAUCUGAUAUCCUUUCUAAAUAUCUGCCUGUGAAGAUUGAGCAAGUAGUUUGUUGUAGGCUGACACCCCUUCAAACUGACUUAUAUAAGAGAUUCCUGAGACAAGCCAAACCUGCAGAAGAGUUGAGUGAAGGCAAGAUGAAUGUGUCUUCCCUUUCUUCCAUCACCUCACUAAAGAAGCUUUGUAAUCAUCCAGCUUUAAUCUAUGACAAGUGUGUGGCAGAGGAGGAUGGCUUUGUGGGUUCACUGGACAUCUUUCCCCCAGGUUCUAACUCUAAAGCUGUAGAGCCACAGCUGUCAGGUAAGAUGCUGGUCCUGGAUUACAUUCUAGCCAUGACUCGAAGCUGCAGCAGUGACAAAGUAGUGCUGGUAUCUAAUUACACCCAGACGCUGGAUCUCUUUGAGAAGCUUUGUCAAGCCCAAAGGUACUUAUAUGUCCGCUUGGAUGGCACAAUGUCUAUUAAGAAGCGAGCCAAGGUUGUGGAGUGCUUCAAUAAUCCAUCAAGUCCUGAUUUUGUCUUCAUGCUAAGCAGCAAAGCUGGGGGCUGUGGCCUCAAUCUCAUUGGUGCUAAUCAGCUGGUCAUGUUUGACCCUGACUGGAACCCAGCCAAUGAUGAGCAAGCUAUGGCCCGGGUCUGGUGUGAUGGUCAAAAGAAGACCUGCUAUAUUUACCGCCUGCUAUCUGCAGGAACAAUUGAGGAAAAGAUUCUUCAGCGGCAAAGCCACAAGAAGGCACUAAGCAGCUGUGUGGUGGAUGAGGAGCAGGAUGUAGAGCGGCACUUUUCUCUUGGAGAGCUAAAGGAGCUAUUUACCCUGGAUGAAGCCAGUCUCAGUGACACACAUGACAGGCUACAUUGCCACCGUUGUGUAAACCGCCGGCAGGUUUGGCCACCCCCUGAUGGUUCUGACAGCACUUCAGACUUGUCUCAGUGGAACCACAGCACUGAUAGGCGGGGGCUCCAAGAUGAGGUACUCCAGGCUGCCUGCGAUGCUGCAUCUACUGCCAUCACCUUCGUCUUCCACCAGCGUUCCCAUGAGGAGCAGAGGGGGCUCCUCUGAUAACUGAUC
Messenger RNA from Jaculus jaculus (lesser Egyptian jerboa), 1934 nucleotides. Its product is annotated as DNA repair and recombination protein RAD54-like. The record is from RefSeq and is a predicted model, not a curated record. Gene Ontology annotation, molecular function: ATP binding; ATP-dependent chromatin remodeler activity; DNA translocase activity. Gene Ontology annotation, biological process: reciprocal meiotic recombination; double-strand break repair via synthesis-dependent strand annealing. Gene Ontology annotation, cellular component: nucleus. Lineage: Eukaryota; Metazoa; Chordata; Mammalia; Rodentia; Dipodidae.